AUGUCGAAGGUGGUGGAGCAGCUCGGACUGCUCCAUCAGAUCAUACCCAUCACUCGAGUCCUCAAAGGAUUCAACAUGGCAAGCGAGACAACUAAGGGAGAAAUCAUCCUCCCAGUCAACGUGUCUGGUACAGUACAAGACACCAAGUUUCAGGUCAUCGAAGAGGAAUUAAAGCGAAAUCUCUCGAGCCCGCCUUUGCUCCACACCCCAAAGGAAGAUAAAAUGUUGUACUUGUAUUUGGCCGUAUCCGAAGUAGCAGUAGGUGGUGUGUUGGUUCGGGAAGAACAAGACUUCGUGGCGGACUUUACACCUGCACUUGUGCCUGAGGUAGAGAAAGAACUCUUGCUAAAAAUGGGCACAUCAUCGGGGGUAUGGACCCUGUACACUGAUGGUGGCUCGAAUGUGAAAGGGUUCGGGCUUGGCAUUAUUCUAAAACCGCCUAUGGGCGGCAUGAUUAGGCAAUCUAUAAAAACUUUGAAAUUCAUUAACAGCGAGGCCGAGUAUGAGGCUAUGAUUGCUGGUCUCGGGCUGGCCAAGAGCUUAGGAGCAAAAGUCGUCGAAGCAAAAUGUGAUUCCCUUCUGGUAGUAAACCAAGUAAAUAGGAGCUUCGAGGUUCGAGAGGACAUGAUUCAAAGAUACUUAGACAAAAUUCAGGUCAUAUUGCAUCGCUUCAAAGAACGGACUCUGGUCCACAUUCCUCGAGAUCAGAAUAGUGAGGCUGAUGCACUCACAAACCUAGGAUCAUCCGUCGAGAAAGAUGACAUACUCCCGGGGGCUAUCAUGCAGUUAUCCAAGUCGGUGAUUGAAUAA
Molecule: messenger RNA, 810 nt
Organism: Nicotiana tabacum (common tobacco)
Lineage: Eukaryota; Viridiplantae; Streptophyta; Magnoliopsida; Solanales; Solanaceae
Source: RefSeq, a predicted model, not a curated record